Messenger RNA from Fraxinus pennsylvanica, 441 nucleotides. The record is from the annotation of a GenBank genome assembly. Lineage: Eukaryota; Viridiplantae; Streptophyta; Magnoliopsida; Lamiales; Oleaceae.
AUGGGUAUAUGCAGUUCUUGCGAAUCAUCAUCUGCGGUGACGGCCAAGUUGAUAUUCGAUGAUGGGAGAUUACAGGAAUUUUCAUAUCCAGUUAAGGUUUCAUAUGUUUUGCAAAAGAACCCUACAUUUUUCAUUUGUAAUUCCGACGAAAUGGAUUUUGAUGUUGUCGUGUCGGCUGUAAGUCAUGACGAGAUGCUUCAGCCGGGUCAGCUGUAUUUUGCGCUGCCGUUAAGCCGGUUGAAGCGCCGGCUGAAGGCGGAGGAAAUGGCAGCAUUGGCCGUAAAAGCCUCCUCCGCAUUGACCAAGAGUGGUGAUAAAUGCCCGUGCCGCCGGAAAAUAUUGGUUUUUUCCGGUGAGAAUGAUCUGAAGACGGCCCACGUCGGUAAUGCCGGGAUCAGAACUGGGAAGCUGACGAGAAAUUUGAGUGCAAUACCAGAGUAG